UUUGCACGGGGAGACUCACACAUUCACAAUGCUUUGCUCUCUGCUGUUGUUACUGCUGGUCUGCAGCACCCAGGCGACUCACUUUUACGGGACUGUGAUGACCUACUACCCAAAAACCCCUCACACAAACGGAUCUAUUGAGGUGGUCCUUCGCUACAAGCUGAACUUCCGCUCUUGCGAUGAUUCAGACUCGUGGAAGUGCUUCUUAGGGGACUGUGGGACUCAGAGCGUAGAGCUACACAAGGUGGAGGAGAGCAGCGGAGAGUGGUGUCAGAGAGAGGGGGUCAUGACCCGACAGGUUCCCAGCAACGCUCCUUUUUACCUGGAGUUAAGUGGAGGUAACUGGAUAGAUGACGUCGUAAAUGACAUCUCGUCAUGGGAAGCUCUGACUCUGGUGGAGCUAAGGAACCGGUCUGACACCAACGAGGCCAACAGAUCACCCCAGACCACCAUCCUGCCCGCUUUGAGAGUUCCUUCGAACUGUCAGAGAGAUUUCAACCUGUUGGCGUUCGACCCCGAUGGAGACAAGGUUAAAUGCAGAUAUGGAAACAAGUCACUGUCAGAGUGUAACCCCUGCACACCACCAUCUGUUCUCGAACUCUCAACUUCCUGCACUCUGUCGUUCAGCCCCACAGACAGCAGCGAUGAAGGUCCUUACGUCGUCCAGCUGGUGUUGGAGGACUUUCCCCAACAGAAGAUCAUCCUGACUGACACAAACGGCUCUAAGGAGUUGAAAACUAGCAACGACCCGAUCAGUAAACUACCACUACAGUUUGUUUUAAGAGUGGAUGGUAAGGUGCCGUCCUGCACCGAGGGACUCUUUCUGCCUAAAUUUCUGCCUCCCACUCCAGCAAAUAGAGCUUGGCUGAAAACCCCCGUCAAUCAGACGAUUCACAUCCCAAUCAAUGCAGAGGCAAAGAAUUCCAAGAUUUCUGAGCUGCUGUUCAGCGGGCCAUACGACAUUGACAAGAUCACAACAGAAGCGGGACAGUUCAUCCUGAAAUGGACGCCGUCUGAGAGAGAGGAUGGAGAAAGCCACCCCAUCUGCUUUGUAGUGCAGGCAAAAAAAGGUUCAAGGAAGUAUCACUCAGAGCUAAGAUGUGUAAUUGUUACUGUUGGAAACUACCAAGAAAUCGUAACUUCAACUCCAACAGUUGCUAAAACAACCACAGAGAAUACAACCAACAUUCACUCAGCAACUACCACUCCAACCACAACCAGAACCACACCAGCUAUAACCAAGUCUACGCAUGCAUCAACACAAAAUGCAACAUCACCACUAAAUCUCACCACUACUACACCAACAACCACGCAGAGUACAACUUCUUUGACUACUUCCACAGCGACAAAUACAACACUCAGUCCAACUACUGUUCCUUCAACAAUGAACAUUCAAACUACAGCUAGCACUACACCGUCUACAACACAAGCUACAACCAAUACUCCGUCCACAGCAAUACAAGAUACCACAUCACAGCUUCAUUCUACCACUGCUUCCCCAACAACAACCAUGCAGAAUACUACUACUACCACAGCUACCAGUACAACACUCAGUCCAACUACUGUUCCUUCAACAAUGAACAUUCAAACUACAGCUAGCACUACACCGUCUACAACACAAGCUACAACCAAUACUCCAUCCACAGCAAUACAAGAUACCACAUCACAGCUUCAUUCUACCACUGAUUCCCCAACAACAACCAUGCAGAAUACUACUACUACUACCACAGCUACCAGUACAACACUCAGUCCAACUACUCUUCCUUCAACAAUAACCACUCAAACUACAGCUAGCACUACACCGUCUACAACACAAGCUACAACCAAUACUCCGUCCACAGCAAUACAAGAUACCACAUCACAGCUUCAUUCUACCACUGAUUCCCCAACAACAACCAUGCAGAAUACCACUACUAUUACCACAGCUACCAGUACAACACUCAGUCCAACUACUGUUCCUUCAACAAUGAAUAUUCAAACUACAGCUAGCACUACACCGUCUACAACACAAGCUACAACCAAUACUCCAUCCACAGCAAUACAAGAUACCACAUCACAGCUUCAUUCUACCACUGAUUCCCCAACAACAACCAUGCAGAAUACUACUACUACCACAGCUACCAGUACAACACUCAGUCCAACUACUCUUCCUUCAACAAUAACCACUCAAACUACAGCUAGCACUACACCGUCUACAACACAAGCUACAACCAAUACUCCGUCCACAGCAAUACAAGAUACCACAUCACAGCUUCAUUCUACCACUGCUUCCCCAACAACAACCAUGCAGAAUACCACUACUAUUACCACAGCUACCAGUACAACACUCAGUCCAACUACUGUUCCUUCAACAAUGAACAUUCAAACUACAACUAGCACUACACCAUCUACAACACAAGCUACAACCAAUACUCCGUCCACAGCAAUACAAGAUACCACAUCACAGCUUCAUUCUACCACUGCUUCCCCAACAACAACCAUGCAGAAUACCACUACUACUACCACAGCUACCAGUACAACACUCAGUCCAACUACUGUUCCUUCAACAAUGAACAUUCAAACUACAGCUAGCACUACACCGUCUACAACACAAGCUACAACCAAUACUCCGUCCACAGCAAUACAAGAUACCACAUCACAGCUUCAUUCUACCACUGCUUCCCCAACAACAACCAUGCAGAAUACCACUACUAUUACCACAGCUACCAGUACAACACUCAGUCCAACUACUGUUCCUUCAACAAUGAAUAUUCAAACUACAGCUAGCACUACACCGUCUACAACACAAGCUACAACCAAUACUCCAUCCACAGCAAUACAAGAUACCACAUCACAGCUUCAUUCUACCACUGCUUCCCAAACAACAACCAUGCAGAAUACUACUACUACUACCACAGCUACCAGUACAACACUCAGUCCAACUACUCUUCCUUCAACAAUAACCACUCAAACUACAGCUAGCACUACACCGUCUACAACACAAGCUACAACCAAUACUCCGUCCACAGCAAUACAAGAUACCACAUCACAGCUUCAUUCUACCACUGCUUCCCCAACAACAACCAUGCAGAAUACCACUACUAUUACCACAGCUACCAGUACAACACUCAGUCCAACUACUGUUCCUUCAACAAUGAACAUUCAAACUACAGCUAGCACUACACCGUCUACAACACAAGCUACAACCAAUACUCCGUCCACAGCAAUACAAGAUACCACAUCACAGCUUCAUUCUACCACUGCUUCCCAAACAACAACCAUGCAGAAUACUACUACUACUACCACAGCUACCAGUACAACACUCAGUCCAACUACUGUUCCUUCGUCAACCAGUAAAAUUGCAAGUCCACCACCAGAUACUACAACUGAGGGAAUAACAACCUUGCCAACACGUACAACCAAAGACUCAAACCAAAUUGUUGUAGUUUGGAGAAUGAAGAUUUCCUCAUCAUCUCCACUGUCUGAUGAACACAUCAGGAACACUGUCAUCCAACAGAUCAAAGAUGAACUGGUGAGACGAGGGCUGCCAUCAGACAUCACUUUACGCCUUUUGAGCAGUGUGAGACUGGAGCCUACAUCAGCGCCCCCUGCUGACAUAACCUGAAAAAUGUAUUUUCUGCUACCUUUCAAAUUGAAAACUGAAGGAGAAAUACUUUUUUUUUUUCAAACCAAGGGGAAAUUUAACUUUUUUCACUCAUUUGUUGAGACACUUACAGGCCAAAAUACACACUCAUAAACAAACAGGAUCCUAUGGACAUGUAUUAAUGGAGAGAUGUCAGAUUGAGGAGUUGCACACUAAAGAGUGUCCAAGGAGUUAGGGGUUUGAUGCCUUGCUCAGUGGUACUUUGGCAGUCCCCAGAUAAUCAACUUGCAUCUCUCCAGCUACCAGCCCAAUUUCCGCAAUGGGUCCCAGGUCCUUUCAAACUGAGCCAAUGCCGCCCUCAAGUUAUCCACUGAUAGGAUUCUUUCACUGGCAGAAACUGUGAACGAAUUUUCCAAAUUGCUCCAUUAUUUUAAACAUUCAGACAAGUUUGAUGUCUGUGUGCACAGUAUGAGUGUGGUUGUAAGGAUGUGUUAAGCUAAGACUGUGUUGAUGUAAAACCAUGCAGGUCCAUGUUUUACAAAAAAGUGUUUUUGUUGUAUUUUGUGUUAUGUCCUAUAUAUGUAAUGGUUCUGAUGGUAUGUUGCACUUCCUGUCAGCACCUGUGUUGGAUUGUUAAAGCUGUUCAUUUGCAUUUACUGAGGCAGCUUCCUCCUCUCUAGAUCAUUGCUUGUGUUUUUACUUUCUGAUGUUCAUAGCUUUGGAUCAAAUCUACUGCUUAAUGAAUUGUAGAAUUGUAUUUGUAAUAUACUUUAGUCACUGUAACCUUCUUUUAGCAGAGACGCAUCAUAACAAGAACUACAACAUUUUUUAUGGGGCCUGAUGCAAGUGACGAGUUGACUUAAAACGCAUUUCUAAUAGAAAUAGAAAAUGACCUUCUGAGAAGACUUUGGCAUGAGCAACAGUGUUGUUUAGAUUCAACAAUUUAAAGGUGGAAAAAUCAAUGCUUGUGGCGAUUAUAUUUGUAUUUAUUUUGUAUUUAAAUGUUGUAUUUUUGCUAAAUAAUGGUGAAGAAAGGGUAAUGAUGGAGUUCUUUAUAUGCAUGGCACUCUGUAAAUAAACUUGCCUUGCCUUUAAUCAUGGUGUUAACACUUGGGAACUCAGGGAAACUUGGGAUACCAUCAGACUCCAGUCUCUGAGUUUUGUAAGAAGAGUGUGUGACUGGAAGCUGCAACCACAGUGACCCCCUCUGGUUCAACAAGCCACUAGGUCCAUUUAGAGGAACUUCUUAUCUUCAUUAACAUAUGGGGUUAGUGUGGGCAAUGUGGAUUUUUUAAUGUUUAAAUUUCCAAAGUUUGAUUUCAUACCACAUAUGAACCUUUACUGUGGUUACUAUUAUCUUCAGGCUUGGAAUUAGAAAGUUUGAGUUAUUUCUCAUGUUAUCAGAUUUAUAAAUGUGAAAUAAAAUCAAUUUUUAAUGCACUUAAUUUAUCAAAAGUUGCGUUAAGUCAACACAUGUGGUACCUCGUUAAAUUUUCUUGAGAGGAUUUUUUGUCAACAGUCCAAGUCUGUAAUUAUGGGCCUCAUUCACCAACCAGCAUGAA
This is a messenger RNA of Labrus mixtus (cuckoo wrasse), 5145 nucleotides long. Its product is annotated as mucin-2-like. NCBI's taxonomy places the organism in Eukaryota, Metazoa, Chordata, Actinopteri, Labriformes, Labridae. The transcript has 11 exons. The record is from RefSeq and is a predicted model, not a curated record. The coding region runs from base 29 to 3604 and encodes 1191 amino acids.